AUGGCUGCUGCUGGUGCUGGCUCUGGUGGUGCUGCUGCUUCUGCUCCUGCAGGUUACCCGCAGACCAUGCGCCUGGUCAGGUCGCCGCCGUUUGGCGAGCCGUCGGUCAUGACGCCGGUGAUAGAUGAGGUGGCCGCGCUGAAGGCUGGUACUGUCCUGAUCAAGACUGCGUUUGCUGGUGUGAACCGAGCGGACACGCUGCAGCGCAAGGGCAAGUAUGCGCCGCCCAAGGGCGAGUCAAACGUCCUGGGUCUGGAGGUUGCCGGAGAGAUAGUGGCCAUCAACAGCAACGGCGCCGAGUCGUCGUGGUCGGUUGGCGACCGCGUGUGUUCGCUCCUUGGUUCGGGUGGCUACGCCGAGUAUGUCGCUGCUCCGCUGGAGCUGCUGAUCCCGGUGCCCGAGGACGUGCCGAUGGAGGAGGCUGGUGGCUUUCCGGAGGCCUUUCUCACCGCCUUCCAGGCCGUGUCGUACAUCGGCAAGCUUGGCGCCGGCGAAACGCUGCUUAUCCACGGCGGCGCGUCGGGCGUCGGCACUGCCGCCAUCCAGCUUGCUAAGCUCCUUGGAGCCAACGUCAUUGUCACUGCGUCGACGGCCGACAAGCUCGCGACGUGCUCCUCGCUCGGCGCCGACGUGGCCAUCAACUACAAGGACACCGACUUUGUUGAGGAGGUCAAGGCUGCAACCGAUGGCCGUGGCGUCGAUCUUGUUGUCGACUACGUUGGCUCAGCGUACUUUUCCCGCAACCUCGAGGCGCUCGCCCUCGACGGCCGCAUGGUCAUGCUCGGCUUCCUCUCCGGCGCAGUCGUCGACGCCCCGCUCUCGCUCGCGCCCAUCCUCCGCAAGCGGCUCACCAUCACCGGGUCGACGCUCCGCACCCGUCCCAUGGCGUACAAGGCUGAGCUAGUGGCCGGCCUCAUCGCCCUUGCCGGCGACGCCUGGGCCAACCGCUCUCUCAAGGUCAUUGUCGACUCGGUGUACGCUCUCGACGACGUCGCCGACGCCCACUCGCACAUGGAGGCCAACGCCAACAUCGGUAAGAUUGUCCUGCGCCCGUGAGCGCACGAAAGAUCACAAUGAACGGAGGGAGAC
Molecule: messenger RNA, 1089 nt
Organism: Thecamonas trahens ATCC 50062
Lineage: Eukaryota; Apusomonadida; Apusomonadidae
Product: zinc-containing alcohol dehydrogenase superfamily protein
Exons: 1
Coding region: 1-1056 (351 amino acids)
Molecular function (GO): oxidoreductase activity
Source: RefSeq, a predicted model, not a curated record